UACUCCCUAUUCAUAUACAUAAUUUUCCCCUCUUUCCUUCGGUCCUCCUCUUAUUCUUGUGGAUGAUCUAUUGUUUUCUUGUCAGCAACUGCGAAGACAUUUCUUGCUCUCUGCAUCAUCGUCACCAACAAACGGAUGCUCCUCACCAUGCCUGGCAAAACAGCUACCCCACCACGUAUAACAAAAUUUACCAACUGCCGGAUUGUUCACGGUAACCAACUCGUCGAGCAAGAUGUCUGGGUUGACUCUCUAUCUGGAAAGAUUCUUCGCGAUCAGGAGGCCUUUUAUGAAUUGCACAUGUCUCCCGAUGAGGUCAUCGAUCUGGGUGGCCGAAUCCUUGCUCCAGGACUUAUCGAUGUGCAGUUAAACGGUGCCCAAGGCUUUGAUUUUUCUGUUCCCAAAGCUUCAAAAGAGGAAUAUGAUGAAGGGUUGCGCAUGGUCAAUAAGGGCCUCGCCAAAACCGGUGUGACAUCAUAUCUCCCAACCGUCGUUAGUUCAACGCCAGAGGUUUACUGGAAAGUCCUCCCAUCUUUAGGUCCUUCUGGAGCCAAGCAUCGCGCAGAAGAUGGUGCAGAGUCGCUGGGUGCCCAUGUGGAGGGUCCCUUUAUCAGCCCCGGCCGCAAUGGCAUCCACAAAACUGAUGUUUUGCGUGCCGCGAAGAAUUUUGAAGAUGUUGUUAGCUGCUAUGGCAAGGAAAACAUGUUCGGGCCGUCGAAAACAGUAAAAAUGAUCACAGCUGCCCCCGAAGUGGGCAGCAUGGUCAACAAUAUUCCAAACCUGACCGCCCAAGAUAUUAUCUAUUCAAUUGGACAUUCAGAUGCAACAUAUGAGCAAGCUAUGAGCGCCACCAAACAAGGCGCGACCAUGAUUACCCAUCUUUUCAAUGCUAUGCGGCCCUUUUACCAUCGCAACCCUGGCGUAUUUGGUCUUCUGGGCCAAAAUGAGCUCCGCCGACCUUUCUAUGGUGUCAUCGCCGAUGGCAUCCAUCUCCAUCCCACCUCAAUUCGAAUUGCGUACAACGCCCAUCCAAACGGUCUCAUUCUCGUGACUGACGCCAUGAAGUUGUGCGGUCUCCCGGAUGGUGUCUACGAUUGGACCAACGGGGAGCGCAUUGUCAAAACUGGAGCUCGGUUGACGCUUGAGGGGUCAGAUAAGAUUGCAGGCAGCUCCGCCACCCUCAUCGAAUGUGUGAACAACUUCCGCCGAUGGUCCGGUGCGUCGACCGCGGAGGCCCUGAAUGCGGUUACUGCCACACCCGCACGUCUCUUGGGACUUGAAGGUGUCAAGGGAACAUUGGACUGUGAUGCAGAUGCAGAUCUGGUCGUCCUAACUGACGCACCAGAUCCUUAUUCUGGGCCUACCUUGACGAUUGAUCAAGUCUGGAAGCGCGGCGUCAAGAUCUAUGAUGCUGAGAAGGAAGCUGCCAACAGUGAGGCUUAACGCCUUCAGAGUGCUAUACACAUGCUAUACUAUCCCGGUUUGUGGUUGUGCUAUCUCUUUUUAAUUGCCCGUUAGAUUACCUUACUUAUCCUAUCCUUCUCCUAUAGCUACCUCCUAUUCUUGAGUGUCUCUUUGUUUUGUGUAUCAAACAGCGUGAUUUGUCUUUUUGCCGAUGUCGUUCAUUACUUUCAUUUAUACCUCGUAGCUGUUAUUCUUGUAUUCUGGAGAGCAAUUCACGAUAGAAUUAAGACUAUAGAAUCCUUCAUACAGAUUAGACCAAAAA
Aspergillus nomiae NRRL 13137 is the source of this 1723-nucleotide messenger RNA. RefSeq names its product N-acetylglucosamine-6-phosphate deacetylase. Gene Ontology annotation, biological process: N-acetylglucosamine catabolic process. NCBI's taxonomy places the organism in Eukaryota, Fungi, Ascomycota, Eurotiomycetes, Eurotiales, Aspergillaceae. Gene Ontology annotation, molecular function: N-acetylglucosamine-6-phosphate deacetylase activity. The record is from RefSeq and is a predicted model, not a curated record. The transcript is spliced from 2 exons. The annotation marks the transcript as partial.